AUGGACCUCCGUGUAACCAUGAAACCUCCAUGUAGAGUGGUUGGUCCUUAUGUGGAUUUACUCCAUGAAGAAAAAGGCUGGUCAAAUUCAAAUCUUCGUGCUCGGCUGUUCCUAGAUAUUUCUGAUGCACGUUUGUGGCUGAAAGAUUUAGAAGACUUGGUUAUAUCCCUGAAUUAUUUGGCGCUACAAGAUGAAGAUGUUGUCAUGCUUAUCCAGCUUGUUUUUAUGUUGAAAGGUCUUCACGGACAGGAUGUUAAAACGGGAAUUCCCGCAGCAGUAUACAAGCUUGCUGAUUUCUUUAAAUACAUUCAAAGAUCGAGAGGAUUCAUACGAUUCGAUCAGGGGCAUAAACAUGCAUUCCGUGGAGGACCCUCUAUGGACCUCCGUGUAACCAUGAAACCUCCGCGUAGAGGGGGUAAUUUUGUAAUUUCAACCCAUCCUUUUUUAGAAAAACAACGACUCCUAUUAUGGUCCUCACUGGUCCCCCGGUUGUCUUCGUCACUCCGCAUCGGUGUUGAUCGACUUCUUUUUCCGGUGACGACUUCAAAUCCGGUGAAAUACGCCCUCAAACGACGACCUAUUCUUGCGAAAUCGAUUGAUCCUUAUGUGGAUUUACUCCAUGACGAAAAAGGCUGGUCAAAUUCAAAUCUUCGUGCUCGGCUGUUCCCAGAUAUUUCUGAUGCACGUUUGUGGCUGAAAGAUUUAGAAGACUUGGUUAUAUCCCUGAAUUAUUUGGCACUACAAGAUGUAGAUGUUGUCAUGCUUAUCCAGCUUGUUUUUAUGUUGAAGGGUUUUCACGGACAAGAUGUUAAAACGGGAAUUCCCGCAGCAGUAUACAAGCUUGCUGAUUUCUUUAAAUACAUUCAAAGAUCGAGAGGAUUCAUACGAUUCGAUCAGGGGCAUAAACAUGCAUUCCGUGGAGGACCCUCUAUGGACCUCCGUGUAACCAUGAAACCUCCGUGUAGAGGGGGUAAUUUUGUAAUUUCAACCCAUCCUUUUUUAGAAAAACGACGUCUCCUCUUAUGGUUGUCACUGGUCCCCCGGUUGUCUUCGUCACUCCGCAUCGGUGUUGAUCGACUUCUUUUUCCGGUGACGACUUCAAAUCCGGUGAAAUACGCCCUCAAACGACGACCUAUUCUGGCGAAAUCGAGUAUAUACGACUUCAAAUCCGGCACCGAUGAAGGGCAAAUUCCCCAAUGUUUUGGCCGAUGGAUACGGUUCCCAGAUAUUUCUGAUGUACGAUUGCGGCUGAAAGAUUUAGAAGACUUGGUUAUAUCCCUGAAUUAUUUGGCGCUACAAGAUGAAGAUGGUGUCAUGCUUAUCCAACUUGUUUUUAUGUUGAAGGGUCUUCAUGGACAGGAUGUUAAAACGGGAAUUCCCGCAACAGUAUACAAGCUUGCUGAUUUCUUUAAAUACAUUUAA
Molecule: messenger RNA, 1422 nt
Organism: Lactuca saligna
Lineage: Eukaryota; Viridiplantae; Streptophyta; Magnoliopsida; Asterales; Asteraceae
Source: the annotation of a GenBank genome assembly